AGUGUCGUACUUGUGCGCGGUCGUGCGCGACAGUCGGGAAGAUGCGACAGAAAGCGCUCCAUCGUUCCGUGUGAUGAGUUAAAGGGACGACGAGGCGUCCGUCUAUACGUCCGUUUGGGAGCGUCGCGACGAUUAUGCAGUCUCCUUUGCGUUGCCGUAAGAUCAGAUGAAGGAGCUUGACUUUUGUUCCUCGACAUCUCAAUUCGACGAUCGGAAUGGUUUCCCUGACGCGGGUUUCUUUCGUUGCGCUUCUCUAUGUUUUUUCAGCGAUUCUGACGCAUACAGCAGGGUCGCGUGUACUUGAGCUGAGUGAUAGAUUUCUAGAGGCACACAAAGAUGGGCAAUGGUUAAUUAUGAUGUAUGCACCAUGGUGUGCGCAUUGCAGAAGAUUGGAACCGAUCUGGUCUCAUGUUGCUCAACACUUGCACGCAUCGUCCAUACGAGUGGGAAAAGUGGAUUGCACUAGAUUUACCAGUGUAACAAAUACGUUCAAAAUUAAAGGAUUUCCUACUAUUUUAUUUUUAAAGGGCGAUCAGAAAUAUGUAUAUGAAGGUGACAGAACUAGAGAGGAAAUAGUGAAAUUCGCUUUAAGAUUAAGCGGUCCUCCCGUGCAGGAAAUAACAAAAACACAGAGUUUCGACAUCAUAAAGAAGGAACGCGAUCUCUAUUUCUUAUAUGUAGGAAACAGAGCUGGAAUUUUAUGGGAACUUUAUCACAAGAUUGCGAAUGUAUUUCAAGCGCAUGCAUUUUUCUAUCAAUCUCAUCUGAGCGUUGUGAAUAAACAUGUGCCUGUAAAUAAUGUUCCGGCAUUAUUUGUGUACAAGGAAAAUUCGCAUUAUAAUUUCACCGGACACAAUUUGAGCGACACGAGACAAGUGAAUGAAACACUUUAUAAGUGGGUGAAUGCAGAACGUUUUCCAACGUUUCCAAAAGUAACAAGAGGAAAUAUAAAUCAAUUAUUCUUAACAAAUAAGAAUCUCGUUUUAGCGGUUGUAGAGGAAAAUCAAUUGGAAGAGCUCGCGCCUGAUAUGCUGAAAUUCAAAAACAUGAUUGAAUCUGUGAUCAAGAAUAAACGAAAUAAGUAUCAUGAUCAUUUUCAGUUUGGUUGGAUAGGUAGUCCCAAUCUAGUCAAUAGCAUAGCAAUGAUGACACUACCUAUACCGAGCUUACUUGUGAUAAAUACAACUACUAAUCAUCAUCAUAUUCCUGAGGAUGAAACAGGAAAACUAACUCCAUACGUAAUAGAACUGUUCCUAGAGCAGAUUCGCAACGAGAGUGCUCCGCGAUAUGGUGGCAACAGUUGGCUAGUACGUAGUUAUAGAAAAUGGUUCGAAAUGAAAACUGUUCUGACUUCAAUGUGGAAGGGCAAUCCUAUCUUGAUGAUGGUCCUGCUUGGAUUACCGUUUGGAUUUCUGUCAUUAAUAUGUUACGGCAUUUGUUGUCCAGAUUUAUUGGACGCGAAAGACGAUGAAGAUGAGAAUAUUGGGAUGCAUCACAUGAAGAAUGAUUAAAAAUAAUUACUAUUUAAUAGAUAUAUUAUAACAGAAUUCCAAGACACAUUUUUCAUUAUGUAUAGUGUAUAUAAACGCUUAUGAUUGUAAUAUGUUUUUGACAA
Molecule: messenger RNA, 1615 nt
Organism: Trachymyrmex cornetzi
Lineage: Eukaryota; Metazoa; Arthropoda; Insecta; Hymenoptera; Formicidae
Gene: Tmx3
Product: Thioredoxin-related transmembrane protein 3
Exons: 10
Coding region: 216-1511 (431 amino acids)
Cellular component (GO): endoplasmic reticulum
Source: RefSeq, a predicted model, not a curated record